Messenger RNA from Frankliniella occidentalis (western flower thrips), 942 nucleotides. Its product is annotated as protein O-mannose kinase-like. Gene Ontology annotation, molecular function: carbohydrate kinase activity; phosphotransferase activity, alcohol group as acceptor. The transcript has a single exon. The record is from RefSeq and is a predicted model, not a curated record. The coding region runs from base 1 to 942 and encodes 313 amino acids. NCBI's taxonomy places the organism in Eukaryota, Metazoa, Arthropoda, Insecta, Thysanoptera, Thripidae. Gene Ontology annotation, biological process: carbohydrate phosphorylation; protein O-linked glycosylation. Gene Ontology annotation, cellular component: endoplasmic reticulum membrane.
AUGGGGCUGACAUCUGUGUAUCUCAUUUUAUUCCUUAGCUCGUUAAUAUGUAUGGAUGCAAGACUUGAGAAUGAAUGUGGAAUAGGUCAGUUUAAAAUUCCUGGCUUAGAAAAGUGUCACGACUAUCUAAAUUGUUCUGAUUUAAAUAAUAUUAAAAUAGGAAAGAGAAUUGGAAUUGGUUCCACUAAAAUAGUGCAUUUGGCCGAAUGGAAUGGUCUAGAUAUUGCACUAUCACAGCUGGUGAACAAGAAUUUCACAGCUGAUUUUGAUCAUGGUCUAGAAAUGUUGGAAAAAUUAAAUUCCAAUCGUUAUGUAGUGCAAUUAGUUGGCUUCUGUAAAAAAGCGCAUCUACUUGUAACUGAAUAUCACAGAUUAGGAAAUGCAACUUCCAUUCUAUCUGUAAUUGAUAAAAAGUAUGGGAGUAAUAAUGUUAUCAUUCGAUUAAAACUUUGUUUAAAUUAUGCUCGUAUUUUGCAACUUUUACAUGAUGGUCCUGCUGGCACAAGAGUCAUGUGCGAUUCAAAUGAUCUACUUAAGCUACUUAGUCAAAUGUUGAUAACAAAUGAUUUGGAACUAGUUCUUAAUGACUUAGACGCUUUGCCAGUUGUUGACAAAAAUUCAGGAAUCAAAGUUAUAUGUGGGAGUAAAGAGUUGUAUGGAGACUUCGUUGCUCCAGAGCAGAAAUGGCCUUUCAAUGGACCAUUCAAACUUGCAGCAAUGCCAAGUUACGAUGAAAAAACUGACAUUUGGAAAGCAGCUGAAGUCUUCAAGUACUUUAUCAGCAAUAUUGAUUCCACUUAUGAUUGGGUGCAGUACCGCUUGUUUAAUUUGUUCAAAACUUGUAAAAGUCCUGAACCUCACCUAAGACCCACUGCUAAAUAUAUAGUUUCAGUAUUGGAAAAAAUUGUAGCUGAAGUGUCUUUAAUGAAAACAGAAUUGUAA